This is a messenger RNA of Rhopalosiphum padi (bird cherry-oat aphid), 2692 nucleotides long. It is a transcript of the gene ZnT86D, whose product is annotated as zinc transporter 7. Gene Ontology annotation, molecular function: zinc ion transmembrane transporter activity. Gene Ontology annotation, biological process: intracellular zinc ion homeostasis; transmembrane transport; zinc ion transport. The record is from RefSeq and is a predicted model, not a curated record. The transcript has 2 exons. Lineage: Eukaryota; Metazoa; Arthropoda; Insecta; Hemiptera; Aphididae. Bases 847 to 2424 code for a protein of 525 amino acids. Gene Ontology annotation, cellular component: membrane; Golgi apparatus.
CGGCGGCUCGCCGGGCCACCGCUCGCGCCGCACAGCAGCAACAGCUCAGCAGCAGCAGCAGCAGCAGCUAUUAUCGCUCGCCGUGAUUGAUAACGGGCGCGGUGAUAAGCAAUCACCACACCGCUUAUCGCGAACGCUCGACUACCGCUUGCGCCGAGUCCGUCCACGUAUACACACGGCGCGCAUGGGGGCACGAGACGCACGAGACGCACCGAUAGAUCAUUAAACUGCAACGUAAGAUAAUAAGUAAGCCGCGAUCGCCGAUCACUUGAGCUAGUGACGUUUGGUUUCUCGUCUUGUGCGCGUAUUCGAUAGCGUGUGGUGAGGACCGACGCGCCGGCCGGCCGCUAUCGUUUACACGCCCUCGUCCGCGUACACCUUCUUCUUCUUCUUCACAUCUAUCCACAAGGCGGACGGACGGACGGACGGUUCCUUGUUUUCCGUGUUUUCUAUCGCUCCAAGGUCUGUGAACGCCCGCAGCAGUGAUGAAUAUCUUCACGGUCGUCGCCAGAACCACAGCGAUCACACCGAUCGUCACUACAGCGAAUACCGUCAAAUAGUCGUACUGUGUGUAUCAUAUUCUACCGCAUUACCUCUACUUACGUACACAGAUUGUCAGUAAAGAAAUUUGGAAACUAAACAUAAUUUAUCGUCGAUAACUACAAGUACAAGUGUUUCAAUUGUCCCAGUUGUACUAUAUGAUCAGGAUUAUACAAACUAUAUUACUAUUUCUUCAACUGUCACAUAGCUGUUUGAUACUUUUAUUGUCAAUAGUCACUUGUAAUCAACUAGCAUCAUUGAACACCGACAUUGGUAACUGCAUCAAAGUCUAGUGGUUACUAUACAAUGAUUCCACUAUCAUCUUCAACGUCGCAGAGAAAAUCAAGCGUGGCGGCAAAAAUGACAAGCGGUAGCUCCACCGGUAUGCCUUCACCCACCAGCCUCUUGACAAAGCUCAAGGGGGCCAUACGUUCUGUUGUGUCCGACUCGAAUGCCCGCAAUUUGAUGGGCUUUUUGGCCCUAAACUUCGUGUUCGCUUUUGUGGAACUCGCGUACGGCAUGUGGACGAACAGCUUGGGUUUGAUAUCGGACUCGUUUCACAUGUUCUUCGAUUGCACUGGCCUAGUGGCCGGGCUGGCGGCUCAAGUAGUCAGCCGGUGGCCAGCUGACGAUUCGUUCGCCUACGGCUAUAAGCGGGCCGAAGUACUGGCCGGAUUCGUCAACGCGCUGUUCUUGUUGUUCAUAGCGUUUUUCAUACUGACGGAAGCCGUGGAACGGGCCAUCGAACCGCCCGAGGUGCACCACGACCGCCUGUUCGUGGUCAGCGUGCUGGGGCUGCUCGUCAACCUGGUCGGCAUAUACGUGUUCCAGCACGGCGGCAGCCACGGGCACAGUCACGGCGGCUCGGGCGGCGGUCACGGGCACAGCCACGGCGGCGGCGGUGGUGGCCACGGGCACAGCCACGGCGGAGGCGGCGGUGGUCACGGGCACAGUCACGACGCGCCCGGAGACGACCCGUACAACCAGCACCACCAAGUGUCCAUAUCGAUGGGCGGCGGCGGUCACCAGCAAAACAACGCGUCGGCGCCGACGUCCGGCACCGGCCAGAGCGGCCACAGCCAUCAAAACCAUCUGAUGAAAGGCGUGCUGUUGCACAUCUUGGCCGACACGCUGGGCAGCGUGGGCGUGGUCAUUUCGGCGCUGCUGAUGCGAGCUUUCGGGUGGAUGCGCGCGGACCCAGUGUGUUCCAUAUUCAUUGCCGUGCUCGUGGCCGCCUCGGUGUGGGGACUGCUCCGCGACUCGGCCCGCGUACUCAUGAUGCGCACGCCCGUCGAGCUGGACGACGAGCGGCGCGUGCUGGACGCGUGCUACUCCCGACUGCACCGGUACCAUCCGGCCGUGAUGGGCAUCCAGGAACCGCGGUUCUGGACGCUGUGCGCGGACGCCUACGCGGGCAGCAUCAAGAUCGAGGUGCGGUCCGGAUUCAUCGGGAGCGUCGGUCCGGGCGGCAACAGCGACUACGCGGCGUCCUUGUCGCCGUCACCCUUGCAAUUCGCGGGCCAGGCGAGCCUGCAGUCCGCGGACGCCGCCAGACUGUUGCACGACCGCGACCAAUUCGCCAACGGUCUGGUGCGAUACGCGCAACAGGUGUUCGGCGCCGUCGGAGUCCGGAACCUGUACGUGCAGAUCGACUAUGCGGGCGAAGACAUGCUGAACCACAAUCAUACACAUCACCACGUCAACGACGUGCAGCGGCAGAACAGCUACGCGACAACCGGCAGCCUGCUCGAUCAGCCCCAACAGCAAUUCCAGGCGUACAAUCAAACACACCAUCACCAGCAGCAGCAGCAGCAGCAGCAGCAGCAACACCAGCAGCAGCAACAGCAACAGCAACAGUACACUAAUCCGCUGCUAAUGAUGUAAGAGUAUUUUUCAACCACCGGUAUGGCGCCACGCCAUCGCCACCGUCCGCGGGAGUCCAGAGGAUUACGGUCACCGACAACCUCAUCCGAACACAGUACACUGACAGUUUCAACGACAACGUAAACAAAACAAAAUAAAAAUCAUUCACAUUUUUAAUAAUAAUACUACUACUAUUUUUAUUAUAUUUAUUAUACGUAUUCUGUACUAUUCGUGUAAACUUGUUACAUUAAUGAUUGUAUCGAAAAUAAAAAAUUUUAUUUGUACAUAA